UAAAUUUGUUUCCAAAACCAAAAAUAACAUUUUUAUUUUCUUAUAAUUUUAGUGUUUAGUGAUAUUUAUAGACAAUGAAUUAAUGAUAUUUUAAAAAAUCGCUUCCACUCAUCAACGCUCAUAAUAUUUCCCUCUAGUAAUUCAUCGGUUUUCAAUAUUCGUUUUUAGAUACAUCUCGUUACUUGUCUUUAACCAAUGACCGUUCGAUCGUGCGCAAUGUAAGUUUCCGACUGCAAACAUGAACGUGAUGAACCAAAUGGCUGUCAAUCAGAACCGGUCGCUGUUAGAAAAGUACGGCAUCCCUUUAACCGACGUCGACUUCGACUAUGUGAAAACGUGCGAGGACCCGAAAAUAUUGAAACGCAUCAUUAAAGUAUUGGAAUCUGGAGAAGAAGGGCUUUAUCCCGAUCUGUUAACUGCAACUGAAACUCGUCUACGCGAAAUUAAACCUGAUGCUUCAAUAUUGAAUAGAAAGCUCUGCUUUGCACAAAAGUCUUCUGAACUACCAGCAAAUGAAGAUUAUAGUGAUGAACUUAAUGAUAUAGCUAAUUGGAUAAAAAAAUCAAAYCAACAAGAAAUAGAUGUACCAUCUGUAAGGCAAUACUCAAAAAGUCUCAUGAAUGGUCACAGUGAACCACCAGUUCGAAAAUCCAUUAAUUUGACGUCAAUGUUUAAUAGUGAAAAGCCUGAACAGGAAUUAUCAAUGCACAAAACAUCUGGUGUGCAAACCAAAUCAUUGGAAGCUUCAUAUUCUAAAUGGGAUAAAUAUGAUCCUGAAGUUGAGAUGAUGAAGUUGGAUAUCAAAGAAAAGGUUGACAAGUUACAAGCGCAUAAGAAAAAAAGUAUGAAUUCAAAUAGUUUGUCAGUUGGAUUGAAUGAUACAGCAAGUUUUCAUGAUAGAGCUAAAUCUAUGAAAAGUUAUAUGGACAAUAUGUCUAAAUGUAGUACUUUUAAACCUCAAGAUUUGGCUAUGCGAGAAAAGGAACUGGGAAACGAAUGUUUUAAAUCAAAUGAUUUCGAAGAGGCAAUUUGUCAUUAUAACACUAGUAUUAGUAUUCUUUCAACACCAGAAGCUAGAAACAAUCGUGCUAUGUCAUUCAUAAAACUGAAAAAAUAUAGUGAAGCAUUGGAUGAUUUAAGAGAAGUGAUUGAAAGUGACCCAAGAAAUGUAAAGGCACAUUUUCGGAGAGGGUCAUGUUUUAAAGCUAUAUCCAUGUAUUGCUUAGCAUUAAGAUCAUUUGAAUCAACAUUAAAGUAUGAUUGUAACAACGCAAAUGCCCUCAGCUUUGUAAAAGAAUUAAAAAAUAUAAUUACAAAUAUGCAUCCAAAAAAAUUAAUUAGGGUUCGUGAAAUAACUAGGCACUAUGAUGAAACUGUAUGGGACAUAGAAGACCCAUUCCACGUAUCUUAUUUGGAACUUGCAGAGUUAAGCAAAGACAAUGUUGAGUAUGUGUAUGAAGCCGAUUCUUUUGGUUGUUUAACAGAAUGCGUUUGUCAAUUGUGUCCUUGGCAUGAGUGGCAGCAGCGAAAGAAGAAAUGGGGUCGUCACAAAAUGUUUAAAAAUGAAGGACCAAAAAAACGUUGGCAAUUUUUAACACCUGAUAUUGUGCCUGUAUUGUUGUCCACGUCUUUAGCUACUGAAAUAAAAAAACCUAAAAGAUUGAGUAUUACUGAAAUCAAUUCUAGUAAAAUAAAUGGUCAUCAUAAUUCAACGAAAAUUUGCGAUAAUGAAAUAAACUCAACUAAAAUGAAUGGUCAUUAUAAUUCAACGAAAAUGAAUGGUAAUGUUACUAAUGGAAUUGAUAAAUCUACCUGUGAAAAUUGUGACAAUGAUGAAAUAAGUAUGAAACCAGUAUCUAAUGUUAAAGAUUUUUUACUAACUUGGAAAAUAGCCAGUCAAAAAAAUAAUUAUGAAUUAUAUCAUAAACUGUUGCGGAGUAUUAAACCAAAAGAUUUACCUAGGGUUAUAAGUACAAAUUUGGAUGAAGAAAUCAUGUCUAAAUUUUUGGAAACCCUGAACCAAAAAUUUGAUCCCAAUAGUGAAUUAGAUCUUAUUGUAGAAUACUUAACAGCCAUGACCAAAGUUAAUCGAUUUAAUCUUAUUGUAAAGAUGUUAGACAACAAAGUUAAAGAAGGUUUCCAACCACUUCUAGAACGAGUUCAUCGCUACACAAACAAUAAUUUGUUUUCAUCAUUAUUAUGA
This is a messenger RNA of Diuraphis noxia (Russian wheat aphid), 2203 nucleotides long. It is a transcript of the gene Spag1, whose product is annotated as Spag1 axonemal dynein assembly factor. Gene Ontology annotation, molecular function: heat shock protein binding. NCBI's taxonomy places the organism in Eukaryota, Metazoa, Arthropoda, Insecta, Hemiptera, Aphididae. Gene Ontology annotation, cellular component: mitochondrion; cytosol. The record is from RefSeq and is a predicted model, not a curated record.